Messenger RNA from Phodopus roborovskii (desert hamster), 1066 nucleotides. Its product is annotated as retinol dehydrogenase 7. Lineage: Eukaryota; Metazoa; Chordata; Mammalia; Rodentia; Cricetidae. The transcript is spliced from 4 exons. The coding region runs from base 70 to 1023 and encodes 317 amino acids. Gene Ontology annotation, molecular function: oxidoreductase activity. The record is from RefSeq and is a predicted model, not a curated record.
UGCAUGCUCUGUGAAUAGAGGCCAGGCUCACCUUGGCACAGAUUGUCUGUGUCUGUCCUUAUCAAAGGCAUGUGGCUCUAUCUGGUGGCUCUAGUGGGCCUGUGGAACCUCCUGCGCUUGUUCAGGGAGAGGCAGGUGGUGAGCCAUCUCCAAGACAAGUAUGUCUUCAUCACGGGCUGCGACUCGGGCUUUGGAAACCUGCUGGCCAGACAGCUGGACAGGAGAGGCAUGAGGGUGCUGGCUGCAUGUCUGACAGAGAAGGGAGCCGAGGAGCUGAGGAACAGGACAUCAGACAGGCUGGAGACAGUGAUCCUUGAUGUCACCAAGACAGAGAGUAUUGUGGCAGCCACUCAGUGGGUGAAGGAACGAGUCGGGAACAGAGGACUCUGGGGCCUGGUCAACAAUGCUGGCAUCUCUGUUCCCUUCGGUCCCACUGAGUGGCUGAACAAGCAGGACUUUGCAAAAGUCCUGGAUGUGAACCUGUUGGGCAUGAUCGAGGUGACUCUGAACAUGCUGCCCUCAGUGAGGAAGGCAAGGGGCCGUGUGGUCAACGUCUCUAGCACCAUGGGUCGAGUGUCUUGCUUUGGUGGUGGCUACUGCAUCUCCAAGUAUGGUGUAGAGGCUUUCUCGGACUCCCUCAGGAGGGAGCUCUCCUAUUUUGGAGUGAAGGUGGCUAUCAUAGAGCCUGGAAGCUUUAAGACUGAUAUGACCAGGAAUGGCAGGGUACCAUCAAGUGUCAAGAUGCUGUGGGACCAGGCCAGCUCAGAGGUCAAAGAGAUCUAUGGCGAGACGUUUUUGCUAUCCUUGUUGCAAACAAUGAACUCAAUGGUGGAAUCAGGCUCAGAUGACCUUACUUUGGUGACGGACUGCAUGGAGCACGCACUGACUUCCUGUCACCCUCGCACCCGGUACUCAGCUGGCUGGGAUGCCAAGCUCUUCUACCUCCCCCUGAGCUACCUGCCCACCUUCCUGAUAGAUGCUAUCUUCUACUGGUCAUCUGUGAAGCCUGCCCAGGCCCUAUGAAAUCUGCACCUUCAUGCAAAAUUGGGGAAGUAGGGAGGAUGGA